ACAGUGUAAAAUAAUUUUAAAAACCGUCGGUAUUCUGGAUUAAAGUAAAGAUGGAAGACAAUAUAGUGAACCACAUACUUUGCCUACACAAGCAGGGGCAGUGGAAGGAGAUCUGCGAUAGUUUCCACAACCACCCGGACCGGAGCAAGGUGUUGUGGGUGUUCCCUAGUGAAGAGAACUUCGCGUUUAUCGCAGACAGUGUCAAGGAGUUGGGGUGUGAUAGGGUGCUCAGUGUGGGGUGUGGGAGUGGGCUGCUGGAGUGGAUGAUCACACAGGCUACAUGUCUCCCCACAUCAGGCAUCGAAGUGGACGGCGCGUGGUGGCGCUGCAAGUACGCGCCGCCAACCUUCAUACCCCUCCUCUUCACCGCCCCUACGUUAGAAAAGGACAUCAUACGACUACUGCACUCUACCACCACAGCGCUGCUCUUCUGUUACUUCAAUAAUAGACCUGCUUUCGAAGAGUAUUUAAAGCAUUUUACGGGAAAAGUGUUAAUAAUUAUAGGGCCGGGGGAUGGGAAGGGCGUGCAUACCGACCCGAGGCCUUUUGGGGAUGUGGGGGAGGAAUGGACGCUGCUCAAAUCUCAGGAGGUUAGGAGCAGUUUUGAUUUUAUUGCGGUUUAUCGCAGGGACCAGCAAUAGUUCGAG
Cydia fagiglandana is the source of this 647-nucleotide messenger RNA. RefSeq lists its product as uncharacterized. NCBI's taxonomy places the organism in Eukaryota, Metazoa, Arthropoda, Insecta, Lepidoptera, Tortricidae. The transcript is spliced from 2 exons. The record is from RefSeq and is a predicted model, not a curated record. Bases 51 to 641 code for a protein of 196 amino acids.